AUGAAGACCUCUUUGGCCACUGCAGUUAUUCUCUUUACUUCGGUGCUGGCAGCGCCUGUCCCCAAGGGUAAGGCCAACAAUGAAAAUGCCAAUGCGGAUGUCGACAUCCCCACUGGUCCCGGCCCCGUGUGCACCGAUACCGAGAUCUGUCCGUAUGAGACCGGUAACAGUCAGUAUGCCCGCCGUCAGGAGCCUAUCCCUGACCACGCCUUGGAGUCUCUUAUCGGUGGUGGUCUGGGCAGGAGAAGCGAUGAGGCUAUUCCUACUGAUGCCAUCAUCUCGCUGGCUGGUGGUGGCCUCAAGCGACGUGGUGAUGAGGAUGUCCCAGCUGACGUUCUGGCCACCCUGCUUGGGCGCCGCCAGGAACCUAUCCCUACCGAUGCCAUCAUCUCGCUGGCUGGUGGUGGCCUGAAGCGACGUGGUGAUGAGGAUGUCCCAGCUGACGUUCUGGCCACCCUGCUUGGGCGCCGCCAGGAACCUAUCCCUACUGAUGCCAUCAUCUCGCUGGCUGGUGGUGGCCUGAAGCGACGUGGUGAUGAGGAUGUCCCAGCUGACGUUCUGGCCACCCUGCUUGGGCGCCGCCAGGAACCUAUCCCUACUGAUGCCAUCAUCUCGCUGGCUGGUGGUGGCCUGAAGCGACGUGGUGAUGAGGAUGUCCCAGCUGACGUUCUGGCCACCCUGCUUGGGCGCCGCCAGGAACCUAUCCCUACUGAUGCCAUCAUCUCGCUGGCUGGUGGUGGCCUGAAGCGACGUGGUGAUGAGGAUGUCCCAGCUGACGUUCUGGCCACCCUGCUUGGGCGCCGCCAGGAACCUAUCCCUACUGAUGCCAUCAUCUCGCUGGCUGGUGGUGGCCUGAAGCGACGUGGUGAUGAGGAUGUCCCAGCUGACGUUCUGGCCACCCUGCUUGGGCGCCGCCAGGAACCUAUUCCCACUGAUGCCAUCAUCUCACUCGCUGGUGGUGGCCUCAAGCGACGUGGUGAUGAGGCUAUUCCAACUGACGCCCUUGACUCGCUCAGCGGCGGGUGGAUCAAGAAGCGUGGUGAUGAGGCCAUUCCUACUGACGCCAUUAUUUCCUUGGCAGGCGGUGGUCUCAAGCGGCGAGACGACGAGGCUAUCCCUACUGAUGCUAUCAUUUCGCUGGCUGGCGGUGGUCUGAAGAGAAGUGAGGGAGACGCUAUGGAGUCGUACUAA
Aspergillus tubingensis is the source of this 1191-nucleotide messenger RNA. RefSeq lists its product as uncharacterized. Bases 1 to 1191 code for a protein of 396 amino acids. The transcript is spliced from 2 exons. The record is from RefSeq and is a predicted model, not a curated record. Lineage: Eukaryota; Fungi; Ascomycota; Eurotiomycetes; Eurotiales; Aspergillaceae.